AGCAGCGUGUGAGCGGCGCCGGACAGCGGUGGGCGGUGGGCUGAGCCUCCCGGGCACCGCGGGCUCGGGGGGCAGAGCGGGAGGCAGGAGAGGAUGCGGCGGGUCAGGGAUGCUGCGGCUGGGCACCCAUCUGCCUGAGGAGAGCAACAUCGUCCUCCGAGGGGAGGGAAGAAAGUGGGGGAAAGCGGCGGAGCUCGCACAGAGCCCGCUGAGCUCUGCCAAGGACUGCCCGACUGACACCCCAGCAAAGUUUCCUGAGCUCGGUACCAAGAAGGAAGGAGGGAUGUGAGAUCCUUCUCCCCGCAGAGCACUGCUGGGCUUCCAGCCCCCGUUCUAGCCCUGGCUUUGUCAUCCCCGACUGAAGGGUGAAGGUGAGACCUGGGUCAGCCACUCUGUCCAUCGCCUUCCCUGGCUCCACGCUCCAGCCCAGGAUUUCAAGGCAACAGAAGACUGGAUACGGCCUUCUCAACACAGCAUUCACCCUGUGAGCACUGAGGUGACCUCCAAGACUCUUCCCAGCAUGUUCAGUGAAAAGAGCAGCGCCUCUUUGUCCCAAAAGCCCACCCAGAAAAAGACCCGACCCCAGGGCCUCCCCUCCCCUGCUCUCUGCUGCGCCUGUGGACUCUGCAUCAUGCUUGCAGGGAUCAACAUCACCUUAGUGGGAGCAUUUGCCUUUGGGACCUUCCUCCCUGUGAACAACCCUCCCAUCAUCAUUGGACCCAUCUUGUUGGUGGUGGCUUUCACAUUCUUCGGUGCCUGCUGCAUCUGCAGCCGGAGGCCCCCGGCCCACGGGGCCCGGAAAUCCAAACCAGGUUCUAACAUUGGGCUCAUCAAACCUGGCAACACAGCCUUUGAAAUCGAAACCAGCGAGCACACGGUGCAGGACACCACUGCUGUCCAGCUGAGCCCCACAAAUUCCCCCAUCUCCUCCAAAAAGUCCACACCGGUUCACGAGAACGCCAAGGCGUGCAAACUCUUCACCAUGGAAGGCAACGGGCCAGUGGCCAAAUACAGCACAGGAGGAGAGGCCAUACAGCUCAACCUGCCCAGGGACAUGGCCACAUCCUAAACCCGGGCAAAGCUUUUGUCAGCAGCCAGCCAAACGCUGCAGUGGGUGGGCUGGAAAUGCACUAUCAGUCAGAGGUGUGGGGAAGGUGCUUGUGAAAAGCCAGCAGACAGUCAGGUCUCUCUGAACCGCUCUAAGGGAGGUGGAUGCAACAGCAGAAAAAAAAAUAACCCAGAUUUUUGCUGAGACAUGCCCAUUAUACAGUUUUAAAAAGAAAACUGGUAAUGAUGCUGCUGUGAAAAGAUGAUCUCAGUUCCUAGAAACACGCUGCCAUUUUUGGGGAGCAGAUAGGAAGAGGGGAAUGAAUUAAUUUGUCUGCUAUAAUGUGGAAAUGUGUCAGUUGGAAGGAGAGGCUACAUGGGACUGACAAAUGACAGCUCUUUCUUCUCACAAGUGAAGCAAUUCUUGGACAUAAAAGAAGCAGGAAUGCAGUAAAUUACAGCUUGCUGCCACUCAGUCACAAGAAGAUUUCAGCAUUUUUUGUGCCAGACUUUUUGGCAGUAGGGACAAAGCCAUGUCUUUGCUAUUGAAAAAGCAGUAAAGGAUUGCAAAGGAUUUGUGUUCUUCUCUGGGGGACUCUGGCUGGGAACACGGUGCUGGGUUGAUGGGCUUUGCUCUGACUCCUGUUCACAUGUGGGAUCUGGGACCAGUGUGGGGAAGGACAGCACUGCUAGGCAGGACUUGUGUGUGGGGAGGCAGCAGCAAGAGAGUGGAUUUUGAAUAGGAAUGGCUGCUCAAGUCCUCUGUUUAUGGUCACUCUGUAUUUGAAAAUGAGGUUUUUGGGACUUUGGAUGACAAGGAAAUCAUCUGGACCAUACCACAUCACUACAAUAGCCCAGCUAGCCCAGAAUCCAAUUUCUGACAAGGCUGAGAGCAAGGUCUGGAGAGGAACAUAAAGACAGGAUGCUGCUUGCCCAAAGCACUUUCCCAGCUUCCAAUGUGCUAUUGCUUAGGAGCUUCCUGAGCUGGAAGUGGUGUCUGUAUGUAGUAGCCCUGGAUGGAUUUCUUCUCCAUGAAACAAUCCAUUUGCUCCUUGACUGUCUGUCAGUUCUCAUCAUUUGUGAUCCUGCAGCAGGGUGUUGCACACUUUGGCUGAUUUUCAUCCUGCAUCCUACUACCUCCCUUUGAUGGCCCAAAUUUCCCAGGUUAGAAGGGUCAGCAAACAGUCCAUGCCCUCUCCACCGCUUGGGUUUUCUGAGCUGUUUUCCAUGUCAUGUUCCCCCCAGUCACCUCUUUCUUACACUACUUUACAUCUCUUGUUGCCAGAGGGAGAUAACACUUCCCACCUAGCCCAGCAUCAGCUGUUUGUUUGACUGAGGACAACACAGCCCUGAGGCUUUAUCCAUCAGAAAUCCGCGUAGAGAGAGGUGGGACGGCUGAAGGGAUAGUGCUGGAGGAGAGAGGGGGGUUGUGGCAUGGCCAAGGCUCCCCUGGGCCACCAGAUACCUCUGUGUGGGCAGGCUGUGAGAGCCACAGGGAUGCUGUGCUGUGAGCCAUGUGUGGCUGUGUGGGAGCUGGAGAGAAAAGCCAUGGUGCUGUACAGGAGGUGUCCUGGCUGCUCUGGGGGGACACUGGGCAGCUGAUGGUCCCUGCAUGAGCUUAGGGUGAGGUUGAAUUGAAAUAAUUCCUUGACAAGAGGUUAACCAAAGAGUGAGUUCUUGGGUCCUCCUACAGUUUGCUGUCUUCAACAGCUCCUUCUCCACCGAGGAAUUGCAUCUUGAUUUUAGCAGGGCUGGUCUAUACUGGUUAGGAGGAGAAGAGGCAGGUUUGGGAGAAGGGUGUUUGUGUAGCACUGGGUAGAUGGGGGUUCAAGUCUUUGGUGCAGCCUCCAGAUCCUGGGCAAGUCAUUGACUUGUGCUGAGAGAGGGCAAACAGCUGCUCCCAGCUCCACAGAAAGCUGCUUUAGGGAUGAGCAUUGCCAGGGAGCAGGGCUGGUGCUGGCACAGCUGAGAGAUUGCUCCGAGGUGGUUGGGUCUGUACAUCCUGAUCCCUCUGUGAUUUCCCUUGGAGCUCAUUUUCCUGGAGAGCUCUGCCCCCAGCACUGUCUGCCCUUUGGAAUGCAGGAACUGCUGUGCUGAGGAAAAGGCUCCCACGAGUCUUGCCUGCCCAUGAGUGCAGUAGCAAUUAAGCAGAACAGCUUGCUGAUGUAGGUUUGAUUCCCAGCUUGCUGGCCUCAGUAGCAAACAACAGCUUGGAAGUCUUUUAGAGGCAUUUCCCAUGUGAAUAUGGUUACUGCAAGACUUUUUUUUGAGCACUUGGAGCCAAAAAAUUAGUAAAAUCAAGUGAUAACCAUACAAUUCCUUUCUUUGUUCACUGAAGUCUUGAAAGCCAAGUCUGGAGAGCAUCCUGGAAUCACUCCUUAUCACAGAUGCCCUGUGAAAUGCUACCAGAGAUGGAUAAUACAAUGCCUGACCAAGAGAUGACAGCAGAGAUGGCAUCAGGGCAGGCAGAGAGGUAGGACCAGUGAGAUGCUGAUGCCCUGGAGUGGUGGGUGUGCCACCAAGCUGUGACCCCAGCUGCCUGCCCAGCAAGGUGACCAUGAACUUCCACUGCCCUCCUGCUCUUGCCUUUUUCUGUCUUUUGUAAUUUCCAUGUCUGUCUGUCUGUCUGUUCACCCCCCUGACCAGCUGUGCCUGAUGUUGUUGUGAAUCUCGUGCCUCCUUGUGUAGUGGAAGAUAAAGAGUUCCUGGUGCUCCAAGUCAGCAUUUCUGGUGUGAGUCUUUUUUUUUUUUUUUUUUUUAAUUGCUAUUUCCGU
Messenger RNA from Poecile atricapillus (Black-capped chickadee), 3821 nucleotides. RefSeq names its product transmembrane protein 275 (gene TMEM275). The coding region runs from base 521 to 1069 and encodes 182 amino acids. The record is from RefSeq and is a predicted model, not a curated record. NCBI's taxonomy places the organism in Eukaryota, Metazoa, Chordata, Aves, Passeriformes, Paridae. The transcript is spliced from 2 exons.